Messenger RNA from Macrobrachium nipponense, 3629 nucleotides. RefSeq names its product protein scarlet-like. Gene Ontology annotation, cellular component: cytoplasmic vesicle membrane; plasma membrane. Gene Ontology annotation, biological process: transmembrane transport. The coding region runs from base 340 to 2502 and encodes 720 amino acids. The transcript has 16 exons. Lineage: Eukaryota; Metazoa; Arthropoda; Malacostraca; Decapoda; Palaemonidae. Gene Ontology annotation, molecular function: ABC-type transporter activity; ATP binding; ATP hydrolysis activity. The record is from RefSeq and is a predicted model, not a curated record.
UGAGGUGGGUGGACGAGACUCCAAAGAGAGUAUCUGUCUCUCCUCUUGCUGCAGACUCCUCCGCCUGGCUCCAGGUUGUAAGAGCUGCUUCGGUGAGGACGGAAGGGGGGCGCUGCAGAAUUAUCUUACCAGAGAUCUCCUGCAGCAGGAGAACCUCCUAAGAGAGAGAGAGAGAGAGAGCAAAGCAUUGAAAAAAUGGCAGGAUACUAUUAGAACACAACUGAAAGAAAACGGGAAACCACACUACAGAAAGUACUGUAUAAGCAGGACAGUUAAGUCAACUCAGAGAAAUAUCUAUAAAUACUGUGAAAAAACAGACAAAAAUCUAAGUGUGACACAAUGAGUGACAUCGGCAGCCAGAGAAGCAGCGACGAAACCCGCCGGAUAUCUCUCCCGACGGACGAGUUCAUCACUGGGAACCCCGACCCCCUGGGGCUCCCCUUCUUCAGGUACAUCCGGGAGCUGACCGCCGGCGAACAAGAUGAAAGGGCUUCUCUCAUGGACUCGGCCCAGUUCCUGACGGCCAGUGACUCCUAUUCGGACGAUGCAGGGUCGGGCAUCGAACUGGUGAAACACCCUGUGUCCCGCUACGGCACCUGGAAACCCAUCGAAGAGGGCAUUACUCUGACCUGGCGUGACCUGAACGUGUACGUGCCCCAGAAGAAAGCCUGGUACAAGAAGUCGAAGGGUCACAAGCCCUUCAAGAGGGUUCUCAAUAGCGUUUCUGGUGCUGUGCGACCAGGCAGCCUGGUAGCACUCAUGGGAGCCAGUGGUGCUGGCAAAUCAACGCUCAUGAAUGCAUUGGCCCAUCGUACCCCAGGAGAAAUGGUGGUGGACGGAGACAUACUUGUCAACGGCCACCGGGCUAACCAGUCUAUGAACUCUCUUUCCGGAUACGUCCACCAGGACGACAUAUUCGUCGGAUCCCUGACCGUCAAAGAACAUCUCACUUUCAUGGCUCGCCUUCGCAUGGACAAACGGCUGUCGGGCUCCGAGCGCAACGCUCGUGUGCAGGAACUCAUGAAGGAACUGGGGCUCCUGAAGGUGCAGGACUCCCGCAUCGGCGUCCCUGGUUACUCCAAGUCUCUUUCGGGAGGAGAGAGGAAGCGACUGGCCUUCGCUACAGAGAUCCUGACGGAUCCUCCGCUCCUAUUCUGCGACGAGCCGACCACGGGACUCGACUCCUACAACGCCAGAAAACUCGUCAGGAUGAUGAAGGAGAUGGCAGCCAGGGGCAAGACCAUCCUUUGCACCAUCCACCAACCGUCCACGGAGGUCUACAUGAUGUUCGACAAGCUGCUCCUCCUGGCUGAAGGACGUCUGGCCUACAUGGGGUCCUCCUCGGGCGCCUUGGAAUUCCUUGAUGGCCUCGGCCACAAAUGUCCGUCGACUUUCAACCCAGCCGAUUUCUUCAUCCACACCCUGGCUGUCCAACCAGGCCACGAAUUGCGCAGCCGCGAGCGCAUCAAGAGGAUAUGUGACAACUUCGCCGUGUCUGCUUACGCCAAGGACAUCGACCUGAUCAUCCAGUACCAGGACAACAUGAGCAUCCAGUACACCGAUUCCGGGAAACCUAUGCCCUAUAACGGGGCCUUUGGAUUCGCCUCAUCCAGCACAAGCACGGAGUCCAUCGUCAACAUAGUGAAGAACGUACCCCAGCUACCCAACUGGUGGAUUCAACUCUACUGGCUGACCUGGAGAUCAAUGUUGGACUCGUACAGAAAUCCGGACGUUCAUGGAAUCAGAAUCUUGCAGAAAAUCCUAAUGGCGAUCUUGAUCGGCGUGUGCUACACAGGGGUGUAUCUCAACCAAGCAGGUAUCCAAGACAUUCAGGGUGUGCUGUUCAUCUUCAUCACGGAAAACACCUUCCCUUCUGUGUACGCGGUGCUGAACAUCUUCCCUCAAGAGCUUCCGCUGUUCCUCAGGGAGUACAAGAACGGCAUCUACCGCUGUGACACGUACUACAUAGCGAAAGUCUUAUCUCUGAUUCCUGGAUUCGUCGUCGACCCCGUCAUCUUCGUGACCCUGUGUUACUGGAUUGUCGGCCUUCAGCAGCACGUCUACCAAUUCUUCAUGACGGUGCUCAUCAUUAUCUUCACAGCGAACACAGCCUCCGCCUGCGGAGCCAUGUUUUCGGCCAUGUUCGAGAGCAUCCCGUACAUCAUGGUCCUUCUAAUCCCCUUCGACGUCGUUUUGCUGAUCUCUGGAGGCCUUUUCAUCAACCUAGCGUCCAUGCCGAAAUACAUCAGCUGGGUGAAGUUCUUCUCGUGGUUUAUGUACACGAAUGAGGCGUUGACAAUCACCCAAUGGCAAGGGGUGACCAACAUCACAUGCGAUGCCCCCCCGGGAGUACCCUGCUUGACCACAGGAGCCGAGGUCAUGGAAAAAUACACCUUCGUUCCGUGGCAUUUUCCCUACGACUUCAUCAGUAUGUUCGUCUUGUACCUCAGCUUCCACGUCAUGGGCUUCUGCGGUCUCUACUCAAGAGCAAGGAAGAAGUAAGCAAACAAACAGCGGCCGACAAUGGUGACGCCAGGAGUUGCUGAAGAACCGCAUCGAUGAUGAGAAGUUGACGUCGUUUUUCCUAGUAAUGUUUCUGGCUUUCUGUCUUAGUAAGGAAAAUCAGUAAAUUUCUGUCACUGUCAUAAUAAGGAAAAAGUUUAGAUUUCUGUCAAUGUCUUAAUAAAGAACCAAUAGAUUUCUGUAGCUUUCUGUCACGGUCUUAAAAAGGAGAAACGGUAGAUUUCUGGCGCUGUCAUAAUAAGGAAAAUCAGUAGAUUUCCAUCACUGUCUUAAUAAAGGACCAUUAGAUUUCUGCCACUGUCAUGAUAAAGAACCAGCAGAUUUCUGUUUUAAUGAGAAAAACCAGUAGAUUUCUGUCACUGUCAUAAUAAGGAAAAACAGUAGCUUUCUGUCACUGUCUUAAUAAGGAAAACCAGUAGAUUUCUGUCACUGUCUUAACAAAGAAAAACAGUAGAUUUCCGUCACUGUCAUAAUAAGAAAAUUUUUUUAUUUGUCACUGUCUUAAUAAGGAAAAACAGUAGAUGUCUGUCAGUGUCAUAAUAAGGAACCAAUAGCUUUUCUGUAGGAUAUGUGAGAGCAUUAGCAGACUUGUCAACACCACCACGCUCGCGUGAGUGUUUGUAAGUAAGGACGUAGAUGAUGUAUAUAUGAAGUAAAGAAAAAUAAUAUCUGUCAUAAAGAAACUGUACUAAACUUGACACCUGCAAAAAAGAAGAAGAAAAAAGCCGUUGUGUUAAAAAUUAGAAAAAAAAAUAUCUGACCAGAAUACUUCAUGACAUACAUUUUUUUGUUUUAGACAUCUCAUUCACUUGGAAAUCGUUGCCUGUAUCGUUUUGACUUAAUUCAGAAGGUCUUAAAAAAUGACUAAGCCACACUUAGAGGGCGAAGAUUUAUUUAUUUAAUUAAUUUUUUUUGAUAAAGGGUAUCAGGAAGAAAAUCAGUUAACAAGAUAUUUUCGGUUCUUUAAAUGGUAAAUCGUUCAUUAAUUCGUUGUAAUAAAGUGACUAAAAGUCGACAGUUUCUGAUUACCCAGCAAAGGGAUUACAGUCUGUUAUCAAGAUAACUUUACCUUCCAGUGUCGUGGAGAAUGGAUGAAAGGAGCGCUC